CGGGAUGCGAGCGCCGCUGCUGCAACAACCUCACUCGCGUGAUUCCACAAACGGGCGUCACGCACAUUAUCCGGUUAAUUUACAUACAAAACACCGCCCAGGGGGACGAACAUGAUAAUCAACCAUCGACUGAAAGCUAACCGUGCGGAGGGGAGGAAAAAACAGCUGAAACAAAGUUUGGACGGGAGAGGACUGCAUUAAACCAAGCCAAGUGCUUCGACACAAACGAACAGGCACUUGUCGGGCUUGUCGGGCUCUUUGCCCCACUUUUGGAUUACGAUAUGGACGCUUUGAAAUCCGCUGGAAGGGCAAUUAUACGGAGCCCCAGUAUCGCCAAACAGUCGUGGGCUGCGAGCAGACAUAAAAAGCUUCCGGAGAACUGGACCGACACGAGGGAGACCCUUCUGGAGGGCAUGGUGUUCCAGCUCAAGUACCUGGGGGUCACAAUGGUUGAGCAGCCCAAAGGAGAGGAGCUGUCUGCGGCUGCUGUCAAGAGGAUAGUGGCCACGGCCAAAGCCAGUGGAAAAAAACUCCAGAAAGUCACAUUAACGGUCUCGCCACGAGGAAUCAUCCUUUACGACAGUGCCUCCAACCAGCUGAUAGAAAACAUCUCCAUAUACAGAAUAUCAUAUUGCACGGCAGACAAGAUGCAUGACAAAGUGUUUGCCUACAUUGUCCAGAGCCAACACAAUGAGAGUCUGGAGUGUCAUGCCUUCCUCUGCACGAAGAGAAAAAUGGCCCAGGCGGUAACCCUAACAGUGGCUCAGGCUUUCAGAGUGGCGUUUGAAUUCUGGCAGGCUGCCAAGGAAGAGAAAGAAAAACGAGUGAAGUCGUGUUCAGACGGAGAAGGAGCCAGUAACUCCCAGUCGGACAGCUCGGCCAGUCUGGGCAGCCUGAAGGGAGGAGAGGUAGCCACAGCAAAGCUUCUGGAUUUGGCAGAGGGAGCAAACGUGGUGCUGGUCCACUCAGGAACAAAGAAGGCUGAAUCGGAUCCAUUUAUGGUGCAUAAUCACACAACAGAGAACAACAAUACUGUAUGGGAGUUGGAGGACGGUCUGGACGAGGCUUUCUCAAGCCGCAGUCUGGAUAGCUUUGAAUCCUACUCAGACUCGCUGAGUCUCGCACUAACCCCCAGGUCCUGGACAUUGGGGUAAACCCUCAGGAUUUCAACACUGAAGAGUGCCUGUCCCCAGGCAGAUGGGACCAAGAGGACACAGACUUCACCACGCAAAAAGACACUUUUUUAAAGUGAAGCCUCUGGGGAAACCUGAGGAGAAAUGGUGGUAAAACAUGGUUGGAAACUAAAGUGACAAAACAGACAUUUGUGACAUCAGCAUGGUUUCCCACCUUCUCCCUGCUGCCAAGUCCUCCCCGUGGUAAUGUCGAGUGGCUCUUCGAUGCUUCUGCACGACCAGAGAAGGACAACACGAGCAGGCUGCUCGCAGAACAGGCCAAAGCAAUACAAACCAAUUUAUCCCUUUUCUAUGAAAAACAUGCAGUCAUUUAAUGUUUGUUACAGUCAGUGUAUUACUUCCUUUUUUGUGUCUGUUUACCCAAACACUGUUAGUAAUGUCUUUGUGGUAUGUGCUCGUGUACAUUGCGUUUAAAGAAAGUAUGUGUAUGUGUGUGUGUGUGUGUGUGUAUGUACAGUAUAUAAGUGUACGAAGUGAGAUAUGAGAACUAUGAUGUGCUGAGUUUUGAACAGGUGAGGUAAAGGUCCAAAACGGUGCUGUCACAGAUUUUAUUUAAAGUGCUCAUAUUGUGCUUUUUGGCUUUUUCCCUUUCCUUUAUUGUGUUAUAUAUCUUUGUGUGCACGUUAUAGGUUUACAAAGUGAAAAAGCCCAAGGUCCACCCCAAAGGGACUUCCAGAGAAAACACUGUUCCCAAACUGCUCUAUUGUUGUCCGUGACGAAUGCUCGUCACUUUGUAACACUUUAAAAUGCUCGCCUGGCUGCUAGUAUGGCACGCCCUCAUACUGUGCAGCUGACUAGCUAGCAUUACCUAGCUACUGCGCAUGUGCGAUUCCCAACAAAGAUGGCACAGAAGUGAGAUGCCUCACUCUGUAGCUAAAACUGAGAGCUCAACACAGGGUGAAAAGAGGAGCUGCAGCAAUGUGCAGUACAACAAAAAUAUGGUGUUUUUUGAAAAUUAAACCACAUAAACCUAUUCUGAUAUAACCUCUAAAUACAAUUAUCAACCUGAAAAUGAGCAUAAUAUGAGCACUUUAACUAGAGAUGGAGAAAUGUAACUGGAUUAGAGGGGAAAGUAUUUGGUGAAGGCCACCAAUGCCUCGGUUUCAGUAUUGGGUAAAACAAAGUUACUACCUAUAUGUGCUUCAAGGAUUCAGCCUUUCGUUGGGCAACAAAAGCUUUAAA
This is a messenger RNA of Perca fluviatilis (European perch), 2375 nucleotides long. It is a transcript of the gene ldlrap1b, whose product is annotated as low density lipoprotein receptor adaptor protein 1b. The record is from RefSeq and is a predicted model, not a curated record. Lineage: Eukaryota; Metazoa; Chordata; Actinopteri; Perciformes; Percidae. Bases 282 to 1154 code for a protein of 290 amino acids. Gene Ontology annotation, cellular component: early endosome. The transcript has 10 exons.